This is a messenger RNA of Carcharodon carcharias (great white shark), 2305 nucleotides long. RefSeq names its product protein phosphatase 4, regulatory subunit 4 (gene ppp4r4). Gene Ontology annotation, molecular function: protein phosphatase regulator activity. Gene Ontology annotation, cellular component: cytosol; protein serine/threonine phosphatase complex. Lineage: Eukaryota; Metazoa; Chordata; Chondrichthyes; Lamniformes; Lamnidae. Bases 47 to 2305 code for a protein of 752 amino acids. The record is from RefSeq and is a predicted model, not a curated record. The transcript has 21 exons.
CUGUUGGACCGCUUCUGUUCUAAUCCUUAAAACAAAAUCAAAGGUGAUGGAUUUCAACCAAGAGAAUUUGUUCGGGCAAAUAGAAGAUUUGCAGGAACUUAGUUUCAUUGAAAGACCAGUGCGUAGAUACCUGAAGACUCCAGAAGAGAUAGAAAGAUUGACAGUUGAUGAAGAGCUCAAUGAUAUUGAAAGAGCUGUCUACCUUCUCAGUUCUGGUCAAGAUGUGCAGCGAACCAGUGUUGUUGUUAAUCUACCAAACCUGAUGCGACAGAAUACUUCAGAGACAAUUCGAAGGGUGGUGCCAAAAAUUAGAGAGGUACUGCAUGUUGCGGGGGUGGAGAUGCAGUUAGCUGCUGCAGUUUCUUUCCUUACCAUCUUGCAAGAAGAGUUAGUUUCCAUUGCAGCUUAUAUCCAUUCCUUUCUCCCAAUCAUAUUGGCAAACCUGGAUCACAGAGACACAGUGGUCAGCAAUGCUUGGUUGGAGACCCUCCUGACUGUAAUCAAUGCUUUACCAAAGGAAACCAUCAGACAAGAGAUUUUGUCCCCACUGGUUUCAAAGGCUCAAUUAUCACAGACAAUCCAGUCACGUUUAGCUAGCUGCAAGAUUCUGGGAAAAGUUGCCAGGAAAUUUGAAUCUCAUAUAAUAAAAAGAGAUAUUCUGCCUCUAGUGAAAUCACUUUGCCAGGAUGUAGAAUAUGAAGUUCGCUCCUGUAUGUGUCGUCAGCUGGAAUUUAUAGCACAAGGAAUUGGGGUUGAGCAGACAAAAAGUGCAAUACUUCCUGAAUUAGUGGAGUUGGCUAAAGAUGAAGGGAGCAGUGUACGCAUUGCUGCAUUUGACACCAUUGUUAAUCUGCUUGUGAUUUUUGACAGCGAUGACCGUACCCAAAUUAUAUUUCCCUUGGUGAUGAUGUUCUGUGAAAAAUCAUUCAAAGCAGAUGAGACUAUCCUUGCACCAUUGUCACACCAACUAGGAAAACUCUGUCAUGGUCUCUCAGGGAAUUUAACUGAUGAACAACAUUUGUGGUUUUUGGAUUUCUACAAGAAAUUUAGUACAUUAGGCCUACAACAUGAAAACGGUCAAAGUGAUCACACAACUCAAUUCUAUGCAGCAGAUAUGGAUGCAAAGUAUGUGUCUGUCAGACAGAAUUGUGCCUAUAACUUGCCAGCCAUGAUACUUUUUGUGGAUCCAAAAUGUUUCUACUCUGAACUUUAUCCCACUUUUUCAACCCUCUGUCAUGAUCCUGAAACUCUUGUCCGACGUACUGUUGCUACUGGCUUCCAUGAAGUCAUUAAGCUGCUAGGCUCCAGUGUUCACAUAGUUCACAAAGAACUGAUUGCGCUUUUACAAGAUGAAUCAUUAGAGGUAUUGGAUGCACUUCUUGAUCAUCUUCCAGAAAUUCUGAGAUUUGUCAUUACAGGAGGAGACCAUGUGGGGUCAGAGAGUAAGGUACAUGUUCCUGAUCUGAUCCCAGCUCUCUCAGUGGCUGAACAGAGAGCUGCCACUUCUUUAAAAUGGAGAAUACAUGAGAAAUUGUUAUUGACGUUUUCCUGUCUGCCGCAAGUCAUUUCAAGUGAUCAGAUAUACUACAAGUUUUUGCCUAUGAUGUUUAGAAUAAUGACGACAAAUAAUGUCCUCCCAGUCCAAAGAGCCUCAGCCAGAACCCUCUGUGUAUUUGUUCGGUACAAUCGCAAACAGGAGCAAAGGCAGGAAAUAUGCAGUAAGCUCAUUGCACAACUUGGUCAAGGAAGAAGUUGCUGGAACAGACUAAGAUUUCUUGACACUUGUGAAUGUAUCAUGGAUCUGUUUUCAAAAGCCUUCUUCUGUAAAUACUUUUUCCUGCCUGUACUUGAACUUUCAAAUGAUCCUGUUCCAAAUGUAAGGAUUAAAUUCUGUUACAUGCUGCCAAAAUUGAAGUCUGCAUUGAAACUGCCUGCUGACAAAUACCUACUUCAACAACUAGAGCUUUGUGUUAGGAAAUUACUGUGUCAGGAAAAGGACAAAGAUGUCACAGCGAUAGUGAGAAUUAUUACUUUGGAAUUAGAUCGAAUGGAAAUGAGCAUGGAAUCUUUUCCCAAAAGGUUGCAAGAAAAAGACUUGCUAGAUCACAAAAAGGAAAAAGAAGAAAAUUUGCUUCUAGAAAUGGAAGACAUGGAAAAACGGGGGGAAAGCAAGUCAAUGAAUGAAAAGAAAUUACUUUCAUCUUUUAACAAAGAUGGGAAGAGGAGGACUAAAUUAGGUCGUAGCCGUUCACUUGGUGGUCGAGUGUGUCCUCCAAAGAUCGCCACUGAUAAAUCUGCAAUGUAA